Molecule: messenger RNA, 537 nt
Organism: Culex pipiens pallens (northern house mosquito)
Lineage: Eukaryota; Metazoa; Arthropoda; Insecta; Diptera; Culicidae
Exons: 2
Coding region: 1-537 (178 amino acids)
Source: RefSeq, a predicted model, not a curated record
AUGAUUUUCACAAACGACGUAACAAAUUUUGACACUGACAUUUCAACGCUGACACUGACAACUUGCAAAACACAAAAGCACCGGGAGCGUAAAUUGUUCUACGACACAAGAAAAAAACUCUACGGAAUAAACUCCUGGCCCCCAGCGUCGAUUCCGUGCCAUGAGAUGGCAAUCCGAAUCCGAUUGAAUAAAAGGAGAAGUAACCAGCUGCUGCUUCCGGCUCGGGUGAGAAGAAGAGCUGAUGAGAAGAAACCGGCCGCCACUGAGAGGAAGUCAGCUCAGAAGCUUCUGGCCGGAACCUUCUUGCCUCCCUCAGCAGCUCUCUUGGCCGGAGAGGCAAAUACCAAACCGGACAAAAAGGGAACAAAUGCUGCUGCUACCGGAAACGUUGCCGCUGCUGGUAAAAAGGCUCCGACAGUGGCUUUCGCCAAAAUUGGCUGCUAUUGCCACCGCCAAGGUCAAGAACACUGCGGCCGCCACCAAGAAGCCAGCCCCGCAGAAGACCGCUUCCAAAAAGGAAGCCGCCGGUGGCGGUAG